AUCAAAGGGGAUACUUAAAUAAAUCCAUUCAAUCAAUUUAUUUUAGAAGAUAUAAUUUUUAGAGGGCAAUUUAUAUAUUUGGUGUAUUAUUAUGGCAAGUGACGAGGAAUCCAACGUAAGUGAUGCUGAAUCUGGCAAAAGCAGUACAGCAACGGUGCUAUCCGCAAGGCGAAUAAAAGAUGUCGAAGGAGGCUUGAGUUUUGUCACAAGUGAAAUUGACUUAUCCAAGGAAUGCAAGAAAGAUACAAUAAAUACUUUCAACACUACUUUUGAAGAAUUUUUGCAGACGAAGGCUGAGUUGAGUUUAGACGAGUUGAAUCGGUGUUUGGUGCUUCUUGGAACAUGCCCAAAUAUAUCGCAGUUUGAGCCGGAGAAUGUAGAAAUCUCAACAUUAUUCAUAAAUGUCCAUAAACUUUUAAGCACUAUCGAGUCAAGAUCAUCCUUGCUGUGGUCAGCGUUGUCAUUUGUUGAGCAAGCAGCGCAAAACGGUUCAGCUCGUGUCGCUCUUGUGCAAAAGUUUAAAUAUAUGGAGAUACUUGGAAAGCUGUUGGAUACUUUAAGCAAUCCGGAUCGCAUCCUACGUGUCCUCAAGCUGCUUGAAUGUCUUACUUAUGGCAUAACCAUUACAUGGCAGGAGCCGUAUCUCAAGGACCUUAUAAAAGCUCUCGUGAAUUUUAUAACCGGAGAAAAUGAAAUUCUGAUUGCUCCGGCAUUAUCGACUCUAAUAAAUCUAUGCUAUAAGAAUCUCCCGCCGGUCUACCUCCUGCUUCGUUGCAUUCAGCCAGAGGAGUUUCUGACUAAAAUCGAACCGUACGGAAUUCUGGCAUGCAAAAUGAGCUUACUAUUGGAAAACAAUUUGGACGGUGUUAUGGAAAAUGAUAUUUUGGCUUUUGUGAAAUUUACAUUUUCCGAAAUACAUCGAGCGCUCAGGACCUUUAAUCUUGGCUUACUUCGGCAUACGGUCGAAUUUUUCGCAGACAUGAAGGCAAAUCGAGCGAUUUGUAUGCAUUUCGAAAGUUACGAUAACUACCCAGAAGAUGUCCAAUGUAUUUUACAGUAUAUCAUAGCCGUGGAUAAUAGUCCUGACUACGACGUCGAUGUCGUCAAGGAGGCCAAGCGUGGCUGGUCCCAGUGCAUUUCCUUGUUGUUUGAGUUUCUAAUUAAUGUUGUGAACUUAAAAGCUGACGUACUGAAAACGUUGUUUCCGAAAAUGGCUUCAUGUGCCCUGAAGUGGAUAAUUUCGACGAAAGCUGGACCACAGUCAUUGGAGCUGCUAACGAGCUUGGUCAACAAAGACGAGCACUUCCGGUACCUAUCAUCAAUUUACGAAGAGCUAGCAAAAAAUAUCGGCAAUGCUUUAGUCAUAAUGGGUACAAUCAAUCCAAGCACGGAACAAAUAACUGCUCUUCUUAAGCUCUUAAGUGUUCUCAUACAGGAAAGACAGUUGACCGAGGAAUUUUCAGAAAUUAUUAAGUCGUUUCUGUUUGACUCCAUUUGCGGACCUUUACUCAGUCGAUAUAAUGGCAAAAAAAAAGUGAUACCCAAUAUCCCACAACCGGAAGUUUCAUUAUAUAUUCGCACGCUGGGAAUUCUGGCAGACCUUUCAUCAUGGAGCGCCGACUACUCUUGGAAAUCUGGACUAGACAACCUAAUGAAGUCUUCAGUGAUUCAAUUUGUUAUUGCUAAAGCGAUGCUUUCCGAGGAUGCAGAGACGUGCUCCCUUGUUUUCCGAUUGGCCAAAGUAAGCACAUUUCCCGUUCGAGAGACUUCAGAGAAAAUAGUCAAACAAGGCCCCAUCCUAAUAGCUCGCUCCAGCGCAGCGGAUUCCCUUCAGGAGCCUUCGUGUACCGUGGACCCACUGGCGAAUAAUUUGACCAGCUUCCGUACCGAGCAACGGGUCAAUGAACUGAUUGACAAGAUUACUGAGGCGCAAAAAGCUAACCAGAUCGGAAACGUUCUGAUGUCAGAUAUCAUGGAACUGUUCGAGUACAAGAUAACAAUGUGUACAAACGAAGAAAGGGAUUUGCUGUCGAAGUUGGAUGAAUGCAAUGCUCAGGUUACGAGCCUGUCGCAUAAACUCACCCUGUUGUCGGCAGAAGUCUCCCGGUAUCAAAGUCAAAAUUUCAUGCUGCAGAUGAAUAUCGAUAGAUUACAAGAAACAGCCCAAAACCAAAUUGAGGAAAACAAACGCCUGAAGAAGAUUUUAGAUAAUUACGAAAUGUCUUUGAAUGAAGAGAGCUCCAACCAAAUUGAACUAAUUACACAAAUUGAACACAAGGACUCUGAAAUUCACGCCUUGAACAAUCAAUUAACCCAAGCUGGGAGGAAACUGGAGGAGCACGAAGAUGAAUUACGACGGUUACAGAAGCUCAUUGCAUUUGAGCGUCACCAAACCACCGAAUUGGAGCAACGUGUAAAAAAUCUCGAAAUCCUCAACGCCGAGCUCCAGGCCAGAAUAGCACAACAGGACCAGAACAUCCGAGAUAAUACUGAAGAAAUAUUGUUAUUGGAGAAGGAAAACUCUGCACUGGAAGACCAGGUGAAACAAACGGAGUGGGCACUCCAGGAGAAAACCAAUCUAUUAGAGCACUACGCUCAGGACUUACGGGAUGUUGAAGAGAUGCGAACUCGAGUUGUAUCCAUUAUGAAACGAGAGUCUGCCGUCAUGAGACAGGAUUAGAUUAAAAUAAUUUGUAUUUUCAGAAUGUUUUGAAUUUUUUUAUACUAGCGAAUGUUGUCUGUUGUAUCUUGUAUUUUGGAAAUAAAUUAUUGAUUUA
Molecule: messenger RNA, 2777 nt
Organism: Hermetia illucens (black soldier fly)
Lineage: Eukaryota; Metazoa; Arthropoda; Insecta; Diptera; Stratiomyidae
Exons: 18
Coding region: 92-2680 (862 amino acids)
Source: RefSeq, a predicted model, not a curated record